AUGUCAACCGAUGAAAAGAUGUAUAUGUCUUAUAACAACAUCCAUAAGUUGUGCCAAAAAGUCGCAAAGCAGAUUAUGGAGAAAAAUGAAAGACCUGAUGUGAUCAUUGCGAUUACUGGUGGUGGCAUGAUCCCUGCUAGAAUCAUCAGAUCAUUUUUAAAAGUUUCUGGUCAAAAGAAUAUUCCAAUUCAGGCUAUUGGUUUGUCUUUGUAUGAGGAUAUGGGUUUGAACGAUGUCGAAGCUAUUGGAAGGGAAGUCAUUAGAACGCAAUGGUUGGAUUUUGGCGCACUAAAUGAGCAUUUUGACUCUUUGAUUGGUAAGAGAAUUCUUAUUGUUGAUGAGGUCGAUGAUACAAGAACUACGCUUCAUUAUGCUGUGACAGAGUUACAAAAAGAAGUCAAGGAGCAACAAGCGAAGUUGAAUAGAAUGAAUGAGGAGACUAUCUUCUCUAUUUUUGUUUUACAUAACAAGGACAAGCCAAAGAGAGCUGAACUUCCUGCCUCCAUUAUGGAACCUGGUCGUUACAUGGCUGCUGAGACAGUACCAGACAAGUGGCUAUGCUAUCCAUGGGAAGCCACCGACAUUGAGAAGCAAACCCAGUUAGCCAUUGAACAAGGUAACGACUAA
Molecule: messenger RNA, 627 nt
Organism: Eremothecium sinecaudum
Lineage: Eukaryota; Fungi; Ascomycota; Saccharomycetes; Saccharomycetales; Saccharomycetaceae
Gene: XPT1
Product: xanthine phosphoribosyltransferase
Exons: 1
Coding region: 1-627 (208 amino acids)
Biological process (GO): GMP salvage; IMP salvage; XMP salvage
Cellular component (GO): cytoplasm
Molecular function (GO): hypoxanthine phosphoribosyltransferase activity
Source: RefSeq, a predicted model, not a curated record